Pseudopipra pipra is the source of this 2614-nucleotide messenger RNA. RefSeq names its product protein phosphatase 2C like domain containing 1 (gene PP2D1). NCBI's taxonomy places the organism in Eukaryota, Metazoa, Chordata, Aves, Passeriformes, Pipridae. Gene Ontology annotation, biological process: protein dephosphorylation. The record is from RefSeq and is a predicted model, not a curated record. Gene Ontology annotation, molecular function: protein serine/threonine phosphatase activity.
UGUGAUCUUGCUAAUAUCAACAAUCCUGGUCCUUUUAAGAAAGUAAAUAAUUCUUUAAUAAAAGCUUUACCAAUUUGCAAAGAUAAAAAUCCCACAUGGCAAGGAGACAAAGAUAGGUUUAUUGCACCAGACAACUAUGGAAAUAGGUCAGAUACAUGUUUUCUGGAAAUUCUUGAUGGCUGUCACAGUGUGACAGCUGCAGAAACAGUUGCAGCAGAGCUUCCACUUUUAUUUCUUGAUCAGCUUUCUCAAAUAGGUUCCUCCUACAAAAAUUAGAAGGACAAAGUGCAAAUUGUAGAUUUUUUUUCCACAGUAAUUAAGGCAGAUUACAAGGAAAAAGAGAAGAUAUUCUCUGACAAGCCAGGCAAUGAGGAGACCAAGAUGAUGACCAGUCCUUACAAAUGGAUUCACAAAGUGUAUGCCAAGUCCUUUAGGAAAAUGCAGAGAUUUUUACAACUGGGAAGAAAUCAGGUUUCCAAAGCUCACUGGAGUGGCUGUUCAGUGGUUACCUCUUUGGUGGAAAGCCUUCCCAGCAAAGAGACAGAUGGCACUGAAGUAGAAGAAAGAAAACACUGUGAAAAUAACACACAUAGUCAAUUAGGCAGAAGGGCCAAAGGUGUUGCUGGACCACUUCAUAUUUCAGUUUUAGAUGAUGUAUAUGCAAUCUUAUGUAAAAAUGGAAGGAGUCACUGCCUCUCAAAAGAGCACAGCACUCAUGAGAGAACACUUCAGAACGGUGGAAACACCAGCACUAAUACACCAGAUGGAUUAGUAGAGGGAUACCUGAGAACUACAAGGGUUCCUGGACAUCACAGAGAUGCAACAAAAAGAACAUCUGUUAUACCUGUAACUCAUAUUAUAUCUGUACAUCAGUUUCUUAUUUUGGCUUCUAAAGGGUUUUGGGAGGUUUUGUAUUACAAUGAAGUACUGGCACCACCUCUGACAUCCACUCCUUAUUUGAGAAUGCGUGAAUGGUGUUCAACGAAACAGGACUUCUCUGUGUGUCAGUAUUCAAUGUCCCUCACUGAAGACAACCUAAAUGACUCAAAUGCUAUUAAUAAUCCGCAAGAUGGAAUACAGAUAUUGUAUUCCAAUGAAGAUAUUUUCCACAGUGACUCAAAAGGCAGUCUGAAACAAAAUAAAUGAAAAUGUUCUAAGAGGAACUACACACAAAGAUGGAUGGGUUCUAAACCACCCCAGUUUGAAAAAGACACAAAAAUACACCCAUCCAAUUGCAAAUCAUCAGCUGCAGGAAGAGGCACAGACAGCUCUGAGACCUACAACAAUGCAACAAGCUACGUUAGGGAAAAACUGGCAAAAACUGCAUUAGCUUCAGGUUCAAGAGAUAAUAUUACUGUUUUGAUUGUAUUUCUAUAUGGAUGUGAUAAGAUACCCAAUUACCUCAACAUUUAAAAAUAGCUGAAGUGCCAGAGUAUAUAUAAGACAGGCUUAUAUUUAGCUGUGUCAUGAAUUUACUUGUAAUCAUCUUAAAUGCUGACCCACUCAGUAAAUCAGACAUCUUGUCUGGAACUGUCAUGGCUGGGCUUCGCAAACGAAGAUUUGGGGAGGGCGCUACCCAUGUUUGUUGCAAGCGCAUUGAACUGUACAAAUGCAAUAAAACCAUCUGAAACUCUCAAUAAGAAACAGUAAUCAAAAUUUUUUUAAACCACUUUAUUCAAACCUGAGCACCUCAAUAUAAAACUAAACACUGGUGAACUGUCAUUUUCCUUGCUAAACCCAGAUUACUGCAAAUUUUAAAUCUGCACAAGUAAGUUUCUAUCAGUUCAACAUUUAAAUAGACUAAUUCAUCUCUUCUGACACACUUUGUAGAUUUCAUAUAAUGAAAAUAACUAAAAGAAUUAGUGCAAUAUACUGGACUGAUCAAAAUAAAAUGUACUUUGGAAAACAAAGUUGCAAAGUUCAUUACUGACAGACAGCAGUACUUAUGUUACAGAUACAGGAGCAUCAUUUAUUACUGUUCUAGCCAUAAAGGAAGAACUCAGAACCCCCUUUGAUUAGAGAGGAAAAAAGUUAGCUUUAAGUAACUGUACAUUCUGUAUACCUUUAAGCAACUCUUAAAUAUUACAGAAAGUAUUAAACAAAUGUAGACUACAAUGCAGAGUACCUAUUUACAGUACAUUAAUAUCCAAAUUUAAAAUCAAGUUGGAUGUACAUAAUUGUUAGUGCACUAUUUUUUUCCUUAGGGGAAAAACAAACUGUAAUGGCCAGCAAUGAUCAGAAACAAGAAAAGUCACAGACACCGAGUUUGUUGUGGUUUUACUUGAAGAGCUCUUACAGUUUGUAGAGGAAAAAAAACAAACAUAUCCUAAGUCAUAGAAUUGAAUUUACUGGUCUGUACCCUCUGAAAACAUUAGAAAUUAAGUUAAACUUGAUUCAUCACUAAUUCAUUAAGAUAACUAACUGGGUUGAUAUAAUUUACAUACAGUGUACCAACUAAAACUCCACUGUCUGGCAAGCAAAGGAUUCUUAAAAUUGUUAAUGCAAGUAUUAUUUGUAAUUAAAUUAUUAAACUAUGGAAUGUAUAACUAAAUAGUGGAUACCUGCAGAAACAACUGGUUGCAUCAAUACUUCAGAGAAGUUUAAGUAAUUUUUA